UGAAAAACCCGGAAGUCUACGCCUCUUCGUCUUCUUCGCGGGGUACGGAACGAAGAGGAUAUUAUUUUGCCAACUAGCGGCAAUGAUUAAAUAUAAAUAUAUGGAGUGUCAUGAAAUAAUGAAUACAAUAACCACAUAAUCUAUCAUGCCAUUCGUGUGGCACGCAUGGCUUGAUACACUGGUCCAGUUCUGUCAAACUUCACCGCCACUCCGUGUCCCCGUCGGCCUGUUUGCCUCUGUCUCUCAGCAAUGGAGCGGAAAGUAGCUCGGGAAUUUAGGCACAAGGUAGAGUUGCUGAUUGAAAAUGAAGCAGAGAAGGAUUACCUGUACGACGUCCUCCGCAUGUAUCACCAGUCGAUGGAUUUGCCAGUGCUGGUGGGGGACCUGAAGCUGGUAAUCAACGAACCAAAGCGCUUGCCCCUGUUUGACGCCAUCCGACCUCUCAUCCCACUCAAACACCAGGUGGAGUACGAUCUGCUCACCCCCAAGAGGUCACGGAAGCUCAAAGAGGUGCGUUUGGAUCGGACACAUCGUGAUGGACUGGGUCUGAGUGUCCGAGGAGGGCUGGAGUUUGGCUGUGGUCUCUACAUAUCACAGAUUGUCAAAGACGGUCAGGCUGGGAAUGUCGGCCUUCAGGUUGGUGAUGAGAUUGUGCGCAUCAACGGAUACUCCAUUUCCUCCUGUAUCCACGAGGAGGUCGUCAGUCUCAUCAAGACGAAGAAGAUUGUGUCACUCAAAGUUAGGCAUGUGGGGAUGAUCCCAGUCAAAAGCUCAUCAGAUGAAGACCUGAAGUGGCAGUUUGUUGACCAGUUUGUGUCAGAGUCAGGGGAGAAGAAAAACAGUGUUGCAGGCUUGGCAUCGAUCGGAGGGAAGGAGAUCAAGGAGAAGAAGGUUUUCCUCAGUCUUGUGGGUACAAAGGGUAUGGGCAUCAGCAUCUCCAGUGGUCCCACCCAGAAACCUGGCAUCUACAUCAGUAACGUCAAGCCAGGCUCUCUUUCUGCAGAAGUUGGACUUGCGGUUGGAGACCAGAUUGUGGAGGUGAAUGGGGUGGAUUUCACCAAUGUGGACCACAAAGAGGCUGUGAAAGUCCUGAAGAGCAGCAGGAGUCUGACGAUUACUGUUCUGACAGGAGCUGGCAGUGAGCUGUUUAUGACAGACGAGGAGCGCCUGGCAGUGGAGGCCCGCAGAGAGCUGGAGAGGCAGGAGCUGAUGCACCAGAAAAGGGUUGCACUGGAGACCAACAAAAUUAUUAAAGAGCAGCAGGAGAAGGAGAGACAGAGAAAGAUGGAGAUCUCUCAGAAAACUGCAGAAGAAGAGGAGCGCUAUAAAAAGGAGAUGGAGAAGAUUGAGGCCAUGGAGAAGAAGAACAACAGAGAUUGGGAGAAGGACUGGGGCACCAAGGAAAGGCCCAAGAGCCCUAAGAGCCCACACACUCCGAAGAACCCAUCACCUGCUCCAACUGAAAUAAAAACCAGCCCAACUCCAAAGGCUAAGAGCUCUCCAUUUGGCUGGUUUUAUCGAUAUGAGGGGAAACUGCCAUCGAUCCGCAAGAAAGGAGAAAAGAAGAAGAAAAAGAAGAAAGUGUCAAACACAGACACACUGCAGGAGCAGAGAAAACACAAGAAGGAGAUGGAGUUUGAGCUGAAACUCGCCAAGGAGAAAGAAGAGAUGUAUGAACGAGAGAAGCAACUGAAGAUCAAUAGGCUGGUUCAGGAGGUUUCAGAGACGGAAAGAGAAGACCUAGAGGAGUCUGAGAAAGUGCAACACUGGGUGGAGUGCCUUUGUCAGACUCGGUUGGAGCAGAUCUCUUGUGUGGAGAACGAAUCCCCAGAGCCUCCAGAAAUGUUAAAACGGAUGGUGCCUUUCAACUCGUCUUUCAAAUCAAACAAAAAACAAGGAUUUCAGAAAUACGAGGAAGACUUUGAUCCUUACUCAAUGUUUUCCUCGGACCAGAUAGCCGGGCGAGAUGUGAGACUGCUGAGAAUCAAAAAGGCUGGGCAGCUUGAGCUUGCUCUGGAGGGCGGAGCAGACUCCCCUUUGGGAAAGCUGGUGGUCUCUUCUGUGUAUGAAGGUGGCGCUGCAGAUAAGCACGGUGGCAUCGUACCAGGGGAUGAACUUAUGGCUGUGAAUGGGAAGAUCCUGAUCGAUGCAACAUUAACUGAGGGACAAAACUCUCUGGCUCGAGCCUGGAAUAGUGGAGGGGACUGGAUCGAUGUUGUGCUUGCUGUUUCCCCUCCGAAAGACUAUGAAGAUGAAGUGACGUUCUUCUAGUUCCAUCACCAGCCUGCCAAGGAAACCAGACUGAUUAAGAAGAAAGUUUUUAUUCUUGAUUAUACCCUACAGGAUUCACCGUCUUCUUAAUCCCAAUCUAAAUAAAACUGAUCCUCUUUCUCUUCAUCCACAUUUGUACCCCAAAAGUCCUUAGAUGGUCUUCUUGUUUUUACUUAGCAUUACAAUAAGCCCUUUGAGAAUCAGCCUUGUCUCAUGUAUCAAGAUAUUGACACCAUGCAGUCAUUCUCACUGUUUAGCUUUGUUUAAGGAAGGCUCCUGUCAAUAUUUAGUUGUCUGCAGUAAUCCUCUUCAACUAUGUCAAGCCUGGACAUGGUUGACCUCAUUUAGGUAGAUGUCGGUCUCAUCUGUCAGUAUAACAAUAAAGAGCGAGUUAGAACAGGCAAACUGUAAUCGAUAGCUUGUCUCCAAUCUGCCUUUUCAAAGCCCAAUAAAGGACUGCUCACAUUCACGGAAUUGAGUUGAUGUUGUGUACACUGAAUUUGUGCACUCUCCGCUUUGCUAAGACUAAUCGUGAGACAAACAGCCAAUGCUAUCAGUACAAAGUAACAUUUUUGGAAAAAGUUAUGACUUUGAGUGCAGAUUUGUGGAUUUUAGAAGGCCUUAUUUAGUUGGACUUCAGUUUGGCAGCUAGCCCCGACUUGGAUGAAUAGUGUAUUUAACAUAAUCCAGAUUGGUAUGUACCUUAAACCCAUCAGCCCUGAAUUUUUCCACUCAUAAGAGUAGUAAUGAGGGUAUAACAAUUUUUCAUGUAAUCUUAAAAAUCAGGACUUUAUGACCACGACUGACACAAUGUGAAAUUUCUGUAACAUUAUAUUGGAUUUUCCCG
This is a messenger RNA of Xiphias gladius (swordfish), 3118 nucleotides long. It is a transcript of the gene ush1c, whose product is annotated as Usher syndrome 1C. NCBI's taxonomy places the organism in Eukaryota, Metazoa, Chordata, Actinopteri, Istiophoriformes, Xiphiidae. The record is from RefSeq and is a predicted model, not a curated record. Bases 250 to 2271 code for a protein of 673 amino acids. Gene Ontology annotation, molecular function: protein binding. Gene Ontology annotation, biological process: sensory perception of sound; retinal cone cell development; inner ear auditory receptor cell differentiation. The transcript is spliced from 24 exons. Gene Ontology annotation, cellular component: plasma membrane; stereocilia ankle link complex; cilium.